Naegleria gruberi is the source of this 609-nucleotide messenger RNA. Its product is annotated as mitotic spindle assembly checkpoint protein MAD2. The coding region runs from base 1 to 609 and encodes 202 amino acids. Gene Ontology annotation, biological process: mitotic spindle assembly checkpoint signaling. The transcript has a single exon. The record is from RefSeq and is a predicted model, not a curated record. Lineage: Eukaryota; Heterolobosea; Eutetramitea; Acrasida; Naegleriidae. Gene Ontology annotation, cellular component: nucleoplasm; kinetochore; cytoplasm.
AUGUCUUCAACUGCUCAAGCCACAAAAAACACCAUCACCCUGAAGGGUUCCACUGAAAUUGUUGCUGAAUUUUUCGGAUAUAGUAUCAAUAGUAUUCUUUAUCAGAGAGGAAUUUAUCCACCAGAAACAUUCACCAAAGUAUCAAAAUAUGGCUUGCCAAUGAUGGUAACAACUGAUGAACAGCUGAGAAAGUACUUGAGUCAAGUGCUCAACCAACUUUCAAACUGGCUUCUUCAAAAGCAAGUACAAAAGCUUGUUCUUGUCAUUACAAGUGUUAAUAGUUCCGAGGUUUUAGAAAGAUGGCAAUUUGAUUUGGAGGUUGAUGAUAACAUCACUGAAAACGAAGGACACAACACGAAGGAUUUGAAGCAAAUUACAAGUGAAAUUCAAGCUGUAAUUCGUCAAAUCACUGCCAGUGUUACCUUCCUUCCAUUGUUGAAUGAGCCAUGCACAUUCGAUUUGUUGGUUUAUACUUCAAAGGAUAUUUGUACUCCUUUUGCUUGGGAAGAAUCAGACCCAAAAUACAUUACUCAAUCAUCAGAAGUUAGAUUGAGAUCCUUCUCUACAAGUGUUCACAAGGUUGAUACUCUCGUUUCAUACAAGGAUUAG